AUGGAAGUUGAUCCGCCUCCAGACACGACUGAUCCACCUACAAACUCACCGAAUACGAAUGAACAAUCAAAACCGGACGACGAACAGGAAGACGAAGAAUUCCUUAUCAUGGCUGACAUAGGACACGAUAUCGACCAGCAAACUGUUCUUGAACAUGCGACCAAGUCAGAAAUUCAUGCCAUUGACAUUGACGUACGACGUCGUCGAACAUCGAUGACAAUGCCAGCACGAGCGACCGAACUGAAGAGGCAGCAGCGGCAAGUAAUGGAAAUGGAAACGAUUUAA
Adineta ricciae is the source of this 285-nucleotide messenger RNA. Lineage: Eukaryota; Metazoa; Rotifera; Eurotatoria; Adinetida; Adinetidae. The record is from the annotation of a GenBank genome assembly.